GUGCCGGUUCGCGCGGACGCCUGCACCCCGCCGCGAGAAAGAGACGCGUAUACACACUUACCCGCACUCUGCCACGAUAGAGCGAGACGCAGCACUUCGACGUUUCAACAGAUCCGGAAACGGUCCAGCAUGUGUUACUUCAGCAUAAUAGUGAUCAUAUUCGAUGUUGUGCGUGUGUGAAGUGAGAGUGUGCAAGUGACAGAGUGUCUGAUGAUCCCGCGACUGAUUCGUGGGCGCCAAAAUGAAGACGCAUCGGUUUUGGAAGAUACCCCUAUUUCUGCACAUGAUAGUUAUGUUAGUGGCUGGUAUGUCGGACGUGUGGGUGGACCUGCGGAUGCCCCGGUUCGUCGUGCACCAGCACAACGCCACACUCCACUGCGACCACAACGUGGAUGCAGACUCUAUUUAUAAGGUUGUGUUCUACAAAGAUGCGAAGCACUUCAUGAGGUACAUCAGAAACCGAGACCCGCCGUAUGAGAUAAUCCCUCUACCUGGAGCUGUUAUUGAUAUAACGACCGUAUCCUCUACCACUGUGACAUUAGAAAAAUUAGAUUUCCCGGCCUCAGGAUCAUACGCUUGUGAGAUUGCCUUAGAUUCGCCUUUAUACUCAAAAGUCUCUAGAGUAUACGAACUCAAUAUUAUCGUGCGUCAGAGGUAUCGGCCGAAAAUAAAGAUUAAAAACAAACGUUUUUCUCCGAACGACUUCUUGGACGCAACCUGCCACAGCGCCCCUGCGCACCCCGCCCCGCACCUCACCUGGUUUAUAAAUAAUGUCAAGGUCGACGAGAGGUUGACGAUCCCGCAUGGCACGACGCCAGUGCAUCGGCGCCACCACGGCAUGCAGCUGACCCUCACGUCAUCCUCCCUGCAUUUCCCGCUCUCCGGUCUCGAGCGCACGCCCAACCAGACUGUCGAGAUCACCUGUCUCAGCACCAUCCCUAGCUAUGCGAGCGUCGUCGACGGCUUCGCUGAUAUUCAAAAUCACACAAUUGCUAUGAACGUGUUCCGCAUCGAGCCUGCGCCCACGCAGCUGCCCGUCAUGAUCGUGAGCCCCGAGAACUCCUCGCCCCGCCGCCGCACCGCCCCUCUCCUCCUCGUCUUUAUGCUCUUGGUGUACCUCCUCUAACUAUAACAAUUCAUCGCUGUAGCGUUACAUAAAUAACUGUGGUAGGAAUUGAAUGUAUUGUCGGAGACAAUGUGAUUUUAUUUCGUAUAUUCAUUUAUUUUUUUAUUAUGAAUAUUUCUAUUUUACUCUACCUAAAAUUAAGAGGCAACUAAUUUGAGAUACUAUAUAAUAUUAUGGACGAUUACUCUAAAAUGCAAUUAAAUUAGUAUUGAGAAACAGUGUUGUGAAAUGACUACGUAAUGUAUUUCUAUUUGUAUUGAGCUUAUAAAAAGCAUCAUGUAAAGCAAGCACCGAGAAAAUUAAAUGGUUUAAUUAUUUGAGUUACUCAACCAGAAUCACACUGUUUGCUCGUCACUGCACGGGGCGCUUCAUGACAUCUUUUGUAAAUUUAAAUUUUUCACUUUCUUACGCAAUUAUGAGACUGAAUUAGGACGUUAGGGAUUUUUAAAUGACCUAACCAGCCCUAUCCCCAAAGCUAGAAGACCCUAAAUCCUUACUUACCUUAUAGAAUAGUAUUGUGGCACAAGCCAGUUUUAAUAGAUGUAAUAGGCGAACACAAGUAAACAAACAAAUAUUCAUUUCUUUUUUAUUUUUGCGAAUUCAUGCCAUUACUCAAAACAAAUUUUUUAAACUAAAAAAUAAAAUUAUUAUUACUGAAAGAUUA
This is a messenger RNA of Leguminivora glycinivorella, 1790 nucleotides long. RefSeq lists its product as uncharacterized. NCBI's taxonomy places the organism in Eukaryota, Metazoa, Arthropoda, Insecta, Lepidoptera, Tortricidae. The transcript is spliced from 8 exons. The record is from RefSeq and is a predicted model, not a curated record. The coding region runs from base 242 to 1126 and encodes 294 amino acids.